Messenger RNA from Magallana angulata, 897 nucleotides. RefSeq lists its product as uncharacterized. The transcript has 3 exons. The record is from RefSeq and is a predicted model, not a curated record. The coding region runs from base 1 to 897 and encodes 298 amino acids. Lineage: Eukaryota; Metazoa; Mollusca; Bivalvia; Ostreida; Ostreidae. Gene Ontology annotation, molecular function: protein binding.
AUGUAUGUUAUUCUUUUACGGCUCUUUCUUCUCUCCGUUUAUGUUUGUCAUACGUCAGGCUUACUGAACCAUGAUGAUUCAGGAACACCAAGCCUGGAUGAUGUUUUGGACAGUUUGAAUGAUAAUGAUCUGGUUCCCGAGAGGAAAAUUACAAUUGGUAAUCUGAAGACAGUGAUACUGGCUUUACAGAAGGAUUACACAUCCAGGUUGACUACUCUGAAGAGUGACUUCGAACUGUCAUUGCGAUCCCAACAGAAUCGUAUUCGGUAUCUAGAGAAGAAAGUAGCUUACCAAGGAAAACUAAUAGAAUUUCUAGAAAAUGGCGAGUCUUUCAGAAGUCGUCAAACACAGCCAGCAAAUAAACCACAGCCACAUGUACACAAUGCUAGCAACGACAUAGAAGCCAAAAACUCAACCGCGUACUCUUUCAUUGAUAUAAAAGAAAUGCAAAACGAAAAUUGGAGUGGAGAUUUGUCAGGGCAUCCUAAACUUGAAAGACAGGAAAGGCUGCUUAUUCAAGAAAUACCAACGUCUAGCGCAGUGGUUGCAUUCUAUGCCUACAUGUCUAAAAGUCUGCCUUCUAAUGUAGCCACUCCGCAUCAGGUCCUUAUAUUUGAUGUGGUUCGAACCAACAUCGGCAACGCCUACCACUCGUCAAUAGGGGUGUUCAUCGUUCCCGAGACAGAGGGGAUGCUCACUCAAGAAAUACCGAUCUCUAGCGCGGUGGUUGCGUUCUAUGCCUACAUGUCUGCUAGUCAGCGUCCCGUUGUAGUCAUCCCACAUCAUGUCUAUGUAUUUGAUGUGGUACGAACCAACGUCGGCAAUGCUUAUAAUUACCACUCGUCCACUGGGGUGUUCACCGUCCCCCAGUAUAUGUGUUUAUUUGGAGUUUUUUGA